AUGGAUAGAGUUUUGAUGCUGUUGGCUUUUAUCGCGGCCGCCGAGGGCGCAAUACUUGUUCAAAACAAUAGCGCCGAAGUUGUGAUUGAGCUAUAUAACGAGAAACUGGAUUUCUUUGCAACAUUUCUGUCGCCAGACGCAGUUGAUGCACUAAUACAUCGCCCAGAGAAUAUUUCGUUGAAUACAACAGAAGCGCUGCGCUAUGCUUGGAUUCCAUAUACAACGCUAAAAGGUGAAAUCGAAACCUGGUGCAUAGGUGUUGAGAAUACCAUUCCCAUACUGGAUGACAGCCAUUCUCGAGUCGAGCGUGGCAGAUUGCUGGCUCACCUUGUGGCCGCUGAGCUGAGCAAAAUGCAAAAGCUGCUAAAUGCCAUAGUGUUGCGCAAAGAGCCGAGCAAGUUCUAUGCCCAAGUGCUUAAGGCUCAGAGCAUACUCAAAGAGGCGCUCAGUGAAAUCCAUGCGGCGACAAAUAACAUUUACAAUCGAGGCCAAAUGCUGGCCACAUGCAAGAGAUUCAUGUAUCCACCUCCAACGACGACGACGCCGACGACUACAACUACAACCACAACGAAAGCCCCGCUGCCGCCCAAGUCUGUAGAUAAGUUGAAAAAAAGCAAGAGCGCUGCCGGACUGACUAAACCACAUUACAUUUUCACUACUCUUUUCACUACUUUAUGCCUGCUUGGCUAUUUUGCAAUGUAG
Messenger RNA from Drosophila busckii, 702 nucleotides. RefSeq lists its product as uncharacterized. Bases 1 to 702 code for a protein of 233 amino acids. NCBI's taxonomy places the organism in Eukaryota, Metazoa, Arthropoda, Insecta, Diptera, Drosophilidae. The record is from RefSeq and is a predicted model, not a curated record. The transcript is spliced from 2 exons.